Gavia stellata (red-throated loon) is the source of this 273-nucleotide messenger RNA. RefSeq names its product C-C motif chemokine 4. The record is from RefSeq and is a predicted model, not a curated record. The coding region runs from base 1 to 273 and encodes 90 amino acids. The transcript is spliced from 3 exons. Gene Ontology annotation, cellular component: extracellular region. Gene Ontology annotation, biological process: immune response; lymphocyte chemotaxis; cellular response to tumor necrosis factor. Gene Ontology annotation, molecular function: CCR chemokine receptor binding; chemokine activity. Lineage: Eukaryota; Metazoa; Chordata; Aves; Gaviiformes; Gaviidae.
AUGAAGGUCUUUGCAGCCAUUUUUGCUCUUCUCCUCAUUGCAGCGUCUUGCUCCCAAACUUUCUCUGGCCCAGUUGGACCUGACUUCCCAAUCUGCUGCUUAUCUUACACACACCACAAGCUCCCGCAGAAGCUCAUCCUGCGUUAUUACAGGACCAGCACCAGUUGCACACUGCCAGCCAUCGUGUUCAUCACAAAGAAAGGCCGCCAGGUCUGCGCCAAUCCCAGUGACACCUGGGUUCAAAGUCACCUGCAAAACUUGAAGCAGAACUGA